AAUAAAAUGCCGCUAGCUUGUACGUAGUAAUACUAUUCGUAUAAACAGUUCAGUGUCUUGACUGAAUCUGACGCUUCGUACGAUUGGUAGUACAAAUAAUGAAAAUUACUGUGUAAUUGUACGGAAAUUAGAAUUCAUUUAUCUGAUAGAUUGGAACUUUUAUAGUGAUUACAAAAUAAAAAAAUGUCAUUCCGUGGUCGUGGAGGUGGAGGAUUUGGCAGGGGUGGUGGCGGCGGUGGAUUUCGGGGUGGAAGAGGGGGUGGUGGCUUCCGCGGAGGACGUGGAGGUGGAUUCGAUAGGGGUGGAAGAGGAUAUGAUCAAGGUCCUCCAGAGGAAGUAACUCCAUUAGGUCAUUUUACGUGGACAGUUCAAGACGAUGUUGUUGCUAAAGUAGACAUUGAACAAGUGCCCUUCUUCAAUGCUCCAAUAUACACAGAAAACAAACAACAGAUUGGUAAAAUAGAUGAAAUAUUUGGUAAUAUUAGAGAUUAUUAUGUGUCCAUAAAGUUAUCAGAAAAUAUAAGGGCAUCUAGUUUCCAAAAAGACACACAGUUGUUCAUAGAUCCAGCAAAACUGUUACCUUUGCAAAGGUUUUUGCCAAGAGCUCCUGGAGAAAAAAGAGGUAGUGGUGGUCGUGGAAUGAAGAGAGGUGGUCCUGGAGGAGGACGCGGUGGUAGAGGCGGAGGUAGACCGUCAUUCGGACGCGGUGGCUUUGGAAAUAGGGGAGGAGGCGGCGGCGGCGGCGGUGGUUUCAGAGGCCGGGGAGGAGGAGGUUUCGGACGCAACGACUCUGGUAGAGGUCGUGGAAGGGGAAAAUGGUAGAAAAGUAAAGACUUCUACAAUCAAUUUUUAUGUAAAGACAUGUUACAAAAAUAAGAAUACGUUGAUUUCACUGAAGAAACAGAAAUGCGAAUAGUUUUAUAUCAAAUUGAAAAGAAUGUUACUGAAACAAUACUUGAUUUAUGUUCAACAUUUUGUUAAAUAAUAUGUAUGAUUUAUACUUUUGCAACUGAUUUACUAUAUAAAAACACAAGUUUUAUAUACAGAUAUUAAAGAAAUUUGACGCGAGAACAAUA
Molecule: messenger RNA, 1076 nt
Organism: Dufourea novaeangliae
Lineage: Eukaryota; Metazoa; Arthropoda; Insecta; Hymenoptera; Halictidae
Gene: Gar1
Product: H/ACA ribonucleoprotein complex subunit 1
Exons: 4
Coding region: 184-822 (212 amino acids)
Biological process (GO): ribosome biogenesis; snoRNA guided rRNA pseudouridine synthesis
Cellular component (GO): box H/ACA snoRNP complex
Molecular function (GO): box H/ACA snoRNA binding
Source: RefSeq, a predicted model, not a curated record